AUGGUGUACUAUUCGUUGACCGAAGCCCCUCACAACCUCAAGGAGGGCAUUGACUGGUUGAUUGCCCUUAAGGGAACUGAUGCUGAAAGCAACAUUGCUGCUUUGGGUGCUGCAGUAUAUGAUUUCCUUGCGGACAAGCCAGUUGGAUUCACGAAGGUUCCAGUUCUGGAGGAAGUCAAACAAAUUACCAAGGAGUUCAUGGAGCAGGAGCAGCUUAAGGAUCUGUGGCCCGCAAGAGAGCUGCUGUGGAGGUUUGACAACUCUGCGAACAAGCACAGCUCAUACCUCGGCAGAAACUUUAUCGUUGACGAAAGCGAUCAUGCUAACAUCAUAACCGCUCAUGGUGUCGAGACUAAAGAUAUCGCACAAGAUCUAACUGAAGUUGUAGACGGUUGUGAGAAGUUCCUGACACAGAUCAAAAGCACCGACCUCUAUGUGUCCGCUUACAAUUCAGAAGCGACGUGGGAGGCAUCAUGUUCGGAAAAUCCGGAAGAUUGCGCAGCCGUAUUCGUGGGUAUUGCACCUAUGUUGUACGCAGGUCUACGUUCCUUACGGAGCGCGAACAACACUGGCGCCUUGGAAUACAUAGGGAUAAAGAAGGAAACUAAUUUGGAAACGAUAUUGGAUGCCAUGGGUUACGAAGAGUCAGAUCUUCAAUCUGACGUUGAUCGUUCAUACAUAUUGAAAGCGUUGAGAAGUGUGAACUUGCGAAUGUUGUCGACACUUUUCAAUCUCUCUGGGUUCUGGGCUUUCUAUGGAUUGUAUAAUAAACUCCCUGUAGCUGGACUAUCUGUAAAAACGUCAGGACAUGGUAAAGCUCGCGCUUCCGUCAUUGCCGGAGAGGAUAAAUAUGAAAUACCAUUUGUUGACGUUGACAUGGGUUCGAAUUCCAAGUUUGCUAAGAAGCCUGCCAAAACAGAUAAUGCACUCGGGUCGGAUAACAUUUAUUAUUCGGGUGUACCCACUGUGGCGGAUUUGGGCCAUGCUAUCCCCUUUUAG
Messenger RNA from Babesia bigemina, 999 nucleotides. RefSeq lists its product as hypothetical. The record is from RefSeq and is a predicted model, not a curated record. Bases 1 to 999 code for a protein of 332 amino acids. The transcript has 2 exons. NCBI's taxonomy places the organism in Eukaryota, Apicomplexa, Aconoidasida, Piroplasmida, Babesiidae.